Funneliformis geosporum is the source of this 336-nucleotide messenger RNA. NCBI's taxonomy places the organism in Eukaryota, Fungi, Glomeromycota, Glomeromycetes, Glomerales, Glomeraceae. The record is from the annotation of a GenBank genome assembly.
AUGAUUUCGACUAGUGUAAGCUAUUUGGAUUUUAUAGUUGAAUCAUUUAUUCCUGCUGGACGGUUGGCUCAUUCCUCUGUCCUUGUAGAAAGAAAGCUUUAUUUUUUUGGUGGAUUGGAUGAUAGCAUACAUACAUUUAAUCCAAAAACAAGUCAAUGGAAAACGUCUUUAAUUAAAGAAAAAGGACCGGAAAGGUGUAGAAACAUUCACGUCGUUGCUGAUAAUGUUGGAAAAAUUUAUAUUUUCGGUGGAGAAACUGAUGAGAAUUUGGGAUCAGAAAAUAUUCAUCUUAUUAAUGAUAUGAUAAUAUUAAAUAUUAAUAAGGGUUUAAAUUGA